UCCGUCGCCGAGAUUGCCGAUCCCCGCGAGAGAUAAGCUCCCGUUGCGCGGCUCGCGACGGGAACGCGAUUGCGCGCGCCCGUGUAAAUAUAGCGCCGUCCGCCGUCGCACCGUCUGUUCCCUCGGCCCUCUCCUUCUCCCAUGAGCGGAUCCCGCGGGACGAGACGCGCGGCGUCGACCAGAUAGCGGCUACAUCAGGCUACAUUCCGGCGGAUCUCGGCGGAGCGCCGGGGUGGGGGAGUCGGUCGUCGUGUCCAGGAUUCCGCGGCUCGAGAGACCGUCCUGUCAAGCUGUCACCGAUCGCAGAUUUAAUUCGGUAUUCCCCGUGCAUCUAAUUAUUGGAGAUUGUCAGCAAUGGAUCGUGCCCUUCUUAUCUGUGCCCACGGUGGCUUGAGCGCAACGGCAAUCAAUUGAGAAGUGCGGCUUGGAAUUCACAAAAAUGCGGGAGUGGUGCGGCACGGUCCCCUGGUAUCCAGCAGGGAUCUAAAGAAAAUAACGCACGAGUGCUUGAAGAACUUAUCUUGAUAUAAGUAGAUGUAAAAAUAAUGCGGACUGUGUGAAGUGAUAUUGUUUUACGCGUUCCCACAUAUCGCAGUGCUGAGAAAUGGUUACUGAGCUCUUUUGAGCGCCCACUAAAGUUAUAUUUUACUACAAAUUUAAUGCGCGGUUGUUAAUAGUUACAUUUUGUACAGCGGAGAGUGCGUUGUUGAGGGUUCUCCGUGUGUUUAAAUUGCAAUAAAUAGUCCGAUUUGAGUGUACGUGCGGAAUAUAUCGAGAUAUAGCUACCAAAAUGUCGUUCUUAUCGAAUCUGAAGAAGGCCUUCCACUUCGGUGGUAACGACGCGAAGAAGAAGAAAUUGUACAACAACAUCAAGAUGGACUGUAAUCCGGAGGAAUUUUGGGAAAUGGUGGGUGAACUGGGAGACGGUGCGUUCGGUAAAGUUUACAAGGCGCAACAUAAGCAGACCAAUCAGCUUGCCGCCGCGAAAAUGUGUGCGCUGGAGGGAGAGGACGAUCUUAGCGAUUUUAUGAUCGAGAUAGACAUUUUGUCGGAAUGCAAGCAUCCCAACAUCGUUGAAUUACACGAAGCUUAUUUCAUUGAUGGGAAACUAUGGAUGUUAAUCGAGUAUUGUGAUGGUGGUGCUGUGGAUUCUAUAAUGGUCGAGUUGGAAAAGGCAUUAACAGAAUUGCAAAUUGCAUACGUCUGCCAGCACAUGACUAAAGGUCUUGCCUUUCUACACAAAUCCAAAAUCGUACACAGGGAUCUGAAGGCGGGAAAUGUCUUGCUGACUAUGGCAGGGGGUGUUAAGAUAGCUGACUUUGGCGUAUCCGCAAAGAACAAGCAUACUCUGCAAAAGCAUGAUACGUUUAUUGGAACCCCUUACUGGAUGGCACCCGAGGUUGUCCUGUGCGAGACAUUUAGGGAUAAUCCUUACGAUUUUAAAGUGGACAUUUGGUCUCUUGGUAUAACUCUUAUAGAGUUUGCACAAAUGGAACCACCGAACCACGAAAUGUCACCGAUGCGAGUGCUACUUAAAAUACAGAAAGGCGAUCCGCCGAAACUGGAUCAGCCCGGGAAAUGGAGUAAGGAAUUUAAUGAUUUUAUUGCUAAAGCACUUAUAAAGGACCCGACCUCACGACCCACAGCUGAUGAUUUGUUAAAACAUCCGUUUAUAAGCCGAAAUUUAGAUCCAAAGCCUAUCAGGGAUUUGUUACUUGAAUAUAAGGCGGAUGUUGUCGAAGAAGAGCUGGUAGAUGAGGAAGCAGAGGAGCAGCGCACGUCUCAGCUUCCUCUGGAGCUGGAUCAAAUCACAGAUGACUCCGCUCCUACGCGCCUUGAUGCUGAUGUUAAGAUCCCCGAAAAAGAAAAUCUCGUGGCAUUGCCUGUGAAGAAAGAGGAGAGUCACAAGCGCGAGAUCAAUCGGGAUGGUGAGAAAGAGGACAAGAAUAAGAGAUUACGUAAGGCUGAGUCCAAAGAGAACAUACAACCUCCUGCCGAGAAGAAGCAGGCACCUAAGCCACCGAGUGAGACAAAUGAGCGCAGAUUAUCUCGAGAUAAAGGGCCGGCACCUCCGCCACCACCGAUGCGUCAAGAUAGCGAGGAGAAAAAGAAGAAAGACGAAGAAAGAGAUAACAUUCCGAAAACAGUCGAAAAAGCUGCAAAUCUAGCGAAUAAACAGAAAUCCACAGAAGAUAAGCCGCAUGUUAAUAAGUUAUUGCAAAAUGAAAAGACGGCGGAUCAACAGGUGAUAAAUGUUAAAGAGCAAAAGAAUUUAGAGACUGAAAAUCAGACGCAAAAUGAAUUGGACGUAUCCGAGAAGAUGAAAAAAAUAGGAAGUGAGGGUAACGGUAAAUUAUUUGACAAUAUAAGAAGAUUUGAGAGUCAACAGAAGUUAAUAAACAAUAAAUCGAGUUCUGCCUCGAAGAAACAAUUGGGGAUAAAUGAAAAACGCAAGUCGGCACCCGUAAAGCCCGAGAUGAUCGAGGACCUGUCCAAGAUAAUAUAUAAGCAAUCUUCUUUUGAAGAUAAGAACAGAACAAAAAAUAAGCUAUCAUCCGUUGAUGACGUAACGAAUUACGAGCAAUCUCGAGAGAAGGAAGUUUACAAGAGUUUGGAAGAAAAGCGGAAAACUGUUGGGGAGAAAUUGAACGCCGUAUUGGAGAAGCGAUUAUCCAUGGAUCCUAAGAAAAGAAUAAGCGACGGUACUAUGGACACGAAGCACGUAUCCGUCGCGUCGACGCUCCUAUCGGAGAAGAAUAACGUUAAAGCUAGUUCUACGGAAGAUAUUAAGACGCAGUUUGGCGUAACAAAGACUGAGAGUUCCGCGAAAAGUCGCAGCGCGGGAUCGUCUAGAAAUUCUCUGGAAAGCUUCUCGGACGAAUUGCGCGCUAAAACAGAUAGAAUUAAGACGGACUACAAUCAGGAGGACGCGGCGAGCGAUGACAAACAAGGCUUAGAGAAACAAGAUCCGGGAAUUAACGUAUCGGUGAUUACGUCGACGCCGAUCAGAAGCAGAAGCGGUUCAAGGAGAAGCAGCGGGGAUAACAUAGUUGUUAUUACUGGGAAAGCUCAACCCGAGCAAGAAGUACGCUUAAAUACAUCGACCGUCCAUAUCACUGCCGACUCGCCGGAUAUGUCGAACAGUCUGGCGAGCAACAUAAGUCAAGUAACCGUCGUGACGACGCAUCCGCCCGUAUUGGUGGAUGCGCCCUCGACGACGGCCGCGACGACGACGCCUCUUCCGCGUCGUACCUCGCCGACGUCGGAAGUCGUUAUCGUCGCCAACGAGAUGAACAAGACUCAGGUGAACGAUAAUUCUAUCGACGACGAUGCGUUUCCUAGUCUGGAUAGUCUGGAAUACACACCGCAGGAACAGCCUAUCGUACUUACUGACGUGUCAAAGAGAAUCGGCAAGAAAUUGGACGAAUCGGAGGUGGUUAUAGUGAGCCCUAUCGUGGACGAGUUGCAGGAUACCAGUCACGUUUCGGUGGUUACCGUAGGCGAGGACAAGGAACAAGUAAAAGACUCAUCGAUAUCCAAGAAGCACAACGUUAUUCGUACCGGCUCGUCUCACAGCGAUCUGAGCUCAAACGAAAGAUUGAGCUUGAGGAGCGACAGCGGGGACGAGAGCGGCAAGGUGAUAGUUGCCAGUACGACCAUCGAGUCUCCGGAUAUUGAUGACUACGAGAGAAACGCGAAGAAGCUAAAUGGAUUGAUCAAGAACGAGAUGCCACAUCACGCCGACGAUAGGAUCGUGAAGACGGUCAAACCGAAAGAAGUCAACGUGAAGAGCUUCGGUAAGGAGAAACGAGUUUCUCCGGACAGCUUCGAGGGUUCCAGAUCCCAGAGCGAUUCUAGUUCUAUAAGAUCGCAUACACCGAGUAAGAGCAUCGAUCGUUCCGACGCCGAGUCUAUCUCGACGACGAUCAGUCAGGAUAGUAGGGAAUCGAACAAGGAAAACCGUUUGAAUCAACCUCAACAUACGGAGGUUGACGAGGUCGUCCUACGUCGAAAACCCGAUUACAAUCGUGAGAUAUCCCGGCCAACCAGGACAAAGGAAGACAUACAGAUGAUGAAUCUGAAGAAAAAGACAAGAAAGCGCACGAGAAAGUUUGAGAUUGAUGGUGUUAUGAUGACGACAACGACCUCGAAAGUGAUAUACGGCGAUGACGAGAACGGUAAGGUGUACGACGAUCAGAUAUUCAGGAAGCAAGAACUGCGGGAAUUAAAGAUGCUGCAAAAGAUGGAGCAGAAACAAUUCCAGGAUCUGUCUCAGAAGGCUCAAUUCAACAAGGACCAACAGGAGAAGCGAUUCGAGCAAGAGCGACAAAUCUUGGAACGGAGUGCCGAGGCGGAUUUAGAAGCGCUCGCCCGACAACAGAGACAGCAAAUCGAACGCGCCGAGGCGCAGCAGGAGGUCGAUCUGCGACUGUCGUCCAAGAAGAUCCGGAGCGAGCAAGAGAGGGAACUUAAACAGUUCCGAGAGGGCCUAAAACAAGAAUUACGAUUGCUCAAACAAGAGAUAGACUUGAUGCCAAAGGACAAGCGGAAGAGCGCGUUUAAGAUACGGAAAGAGAAGCUCGAGGCGGAACACGAAGAGCGGGAGAAGCUCUUCUUGGAGAAGCUCAACGAGAGCCACGAAAUGUCGCUGAGACGACUGUCGGACAGCCAUCGCGAGAAGAUCGCGUUGAUGGAGCGGCAGUUCUUGCAGCAGAAGCAGCAAUUGAUGCGCGGCCGAGAGGCGGCUAUCUGGGAGCUGGAGGAACGACAGAUACACGAGCGGCAGCAGUUGCUCAAGAAGCAGCUCAAGGAUAUCUUCUUCCUGCAGAGACACCAGAUGCUCAUACGCCACGAGAAGGAGCUGGAACAGAUGAAAAGAAUGAAUCAGAGGAAGGAGGAAGAGUUAAUUAAGCGACAAACGGUGGAACGUAGGAAUCUGCCGAAGAGAAUUCGCAACGAGAUGAAGGCGCGUGAGAUGAUGUUCCGAGAAUCGAUGAGGAUCUCGAUGUCGUCCGUACUCGCGCCGGAUCCCGACGCCGAGCGGGAGAAGCUGAAGAAGUUUCAGGAGAACGAGAAGAAGAGAUACAGGGCGGAGCAGCAGAGAUUCGAACUGAAGCAUUCCAGACAGCUCGAGGAGGUGAGGGCCCAGAGCGAUGCUACGAUCAAGGAAUUGGAGCAGUUGCAGAACGAGAAGCGGAAAAUGUUGAUGGAGCACGAGACGCUGAAGUUGAAGGAACAGGAGGAGGCCUACGGGAGAGAAAUUCGUGAGUGGAAGGCGCAACUUAAGCCACGCAAGCAGAAACUUGAGGAACAGUUUGCGUUACAAUUGGAGGAGCAAGAGGCGAUUUACGGGCCUAGUGCGAUACCAUUGUGCUUGCCGGCCGAUCUUCCUGACUUAACACACCAUACGACCGAGUCUACGCGUAGCUCGUUGUCUUCCGUAAGCGAGGGCUGAGGACGCUCGAAGAUACGAAAGAACUUGUAUAAUCCGCGUAAGACGUUUCGUUUUCGAAGCAUCCUUAGCUGAAAUGUACGGGACACUCGGUGUGUCUUCGCAAUGCCCAUCGUCACCGCUAAUUGUACGUGUAUAUAUCGCGAUAACUCGUUUUGGAACUGAAUAUUAAUUUUUAUCUAGGUGCGGCUGUCGUUUGUACGUAAUGAAUAAUUGAGUCACACCGGAAACAACGGUGAUAACAUAAUUUUGAAAUUUUUACACGUCGCAUUUGUAACUCUUGGAUAACGUUGAGAUCAGUGUCGCGGCGUCCUCGGAUAAACUACCAUUCGAUUUAUCAAAAGUCAAGAGCGCCGAUCUCUGGCGACGAAGUACAGAGCUUCCGAAUCUGAGGGGGAAUAUCUCGCGAACUAUUAUAUGCGGAAAUUAGUUCACGAUUAGAAAUAUGUUGUCUAAAAUAUAUCUGUACAAAUUGUUAUGUAAUUUAUAUGCUGCGAUAACGAUACGCAUUGGUAAACUGAAAUUAAUCCGCCCAUGCCUGAUCUUGGAAUCUUAUUGCAAUGCGAAAGACACGCACUGAUAUUCUCGGAUCAUGAAAAGUGAAAAUAAAACGAGCCUUUCGUGAGCCAUCGUACAGAGUAUUCCCGAGUUAAACGGUCAAACUUUGAAAUAUGAAGGAUGUUUAGGAUUUUAAAACAAAAAAAAUUCCUCUAGAGGCUCGUAAACAUUUCGUUCAAGAGAUAUUGACUUCUAAAGUUACAGAACUAUUAGGAAUAAAUAAUUUCGAAAUAAUAUAGAUUUAUCCUCUUUACUAUUUAAUAGUAAUCAAAAUUAAAAUAAUUUGUAAGCGCAGAGAAAAAUUAACGGAGCUACCGGGACUCGAACUUGGGAUCCUUCCGUCAUACGCCUAGCACUUAGGCUGCUACCCCACGACUGCUCCACUACUACGCUAAUUUCUCCGAUCCCUCAUCAAUACUGGCCCUACGGCCCCAAAUCUCCUACAAAUUAAAAUAAUUUUGAUUACUGUAAAGCAAUAAAGAGGAUAUACCUAUAUUAUUUCGAAAUUAUUCAUUUUUAAUUGUUCUGUAACUUCAAAAGUGAAUAUCUUUCGAACGAAGCGUUUGCGAGCAUAUCUUCAAAGAAAAAUUUUUUUUGUUUUAAGAUUUUUAAUUUAUAUUUUAAAUUAGUCCGGAACACCCUGUUAAUGCGCACGAGGCUCGUUUUGAAUAUAUAUAUAAGUUAACUCCGUUAACGCGUCGGUGCAAUUAGUAAUAACUUUGAGGGAGGAUAACUGUUGUACAUGUAUGUUUAUAAAGAGAGUAUGUGAUGAUUUUACGGCUAUAUACAAUUCACACAGGCACGGAAUGUAUAUUUUUUCUAUAUUUUAAAGAAUUAUAUUGUAUACCAAUCAAUUCAAUUCACAAUCGAGUGCUGCUCGGGGAGGAGCGUUAUAGGAAAUUUGUAACGUUUGUUAUUACAUGUAAUUAUACGAUGACGAAAGCGGCAAAUGAUGCAGAUCACCAGAUUUAUUUUAAACGAUUUCGAGGUAUUAUAUACCUAGAAUCGCUGAAUUGUACAUGGUAAAAGUUCAUUUAAUAAUAAUGGUUAAGCUGUAGUCACCAUGUUCGGUUAUAGUUACGUUAUUUAUAACAAAAGGAUUUAUAGUAGCAACGCGAGUAUUCUACUUCAGACGAAUAUUUUAGUAAAUCCCUUUGUCAUCGGAUUACUUUGUUCUUUGGAUCGCGCCUGAUUUUUUUUUCUUCGAUACGAUAUUACGUUACAUAUGUCUGAAAUCGCAAAUUACUUAAAAUCAUACAAUUGUGAUAACGAUUAUAUUCUCGUAUUUAACGAUUGCACGAUAUGCCGUUAUUUAUUUCAAUUUACAGUCGCACAAUUCUUUGGAACACAUGUAAAUGCAUAAUUAAAUGCAUUCUCUGAAAGUGAUAAACUCCAUUUUUAUUAUGAUGAAGCUAAAGGGAGAGUUUUUUUGUGAAAUCACCUCGCAUCUGACAACGAAUACGAUGCUGCUACUUACGGAUAGGACAUGAUAAUUAUACGUGAUUAUAUUAUGAGAAACAAAGUAAUCUAGUUUUACAUUGUACUAAAAAUCAAAGGAUAACACCAAAUAUAUAUACAUCGUACGUUUGCAUGGCUGUGUAGCCUGAUGACGUCCUAGAGAAUCUCUCUUACACGAUACAAUGCAUACUUAAAACGAGCAUGCGUGGCUAAUGCAAGCUGUAGAUAAAAGAGUACUUGUAAAAAAGAAACCUCUUUUUUUAUUGUAAAUUAAUCUCUCUGCGAAGUUGAUUAGUUGUUCGAUAUAUAUAUAUGCGGAAUUGUCUUGGAUUCAUCGAAUAUCCUUGCAACGAAUUCCUUGUAUGUGAUCGUUUUAAAGUUCAUUUUUCUUUCAAAUGAAAAGAUUAAUAGGCCAAUGAACUUAUUAAGAAAACACGUCGCUGAAAGGAAAUGCGACAAAGAUGGAGACAUCUGCAUAUAUAUAAUUAUUCGGAAAGUUUCGUGUACAUAGAAUUCUGAUAAAUUGUUUAAAUAUUAAGGAACUGUAAUCUAGUAUAAAUAUCAUGUUACGAUGAUUCAUUGAGAAGCAAAUUUCUUUUCUUCAAUAAAACAACCGUGCAUAUCUCUUUUAUAUCACGACAAGAUUAAUUCUGUAGAACAUUUAUAUCAAUUUCUAUGUCGCCGUCGAGAUUAUUAGACGAUUUUACAAGCCAUUGACACUCCCUUAUGUCAGUGAUACAAAUAUGAAUGUAAAUUAUUCAUCAUGUUAAUUUACUUGUAAGUAUUUGUUGAAAAUACAUGAAUUGCGAAAG
Messenger RNA from Temnothorax curvispinosus, 8280 nucleotides. RefSeq names its product serine/threonine-protein kinase 10 (gene Slik). The coding region runs from base 791 to 5455 and encodes 1554 amino acids. The record is from RefSeq and is a predicted model, not a curated record. Gene Ontology annotation, biological process: protein phosphorylation. The transcript has 12 exons. NCBI's taxonomy places the organism in Eukaryota, Metazoa, Arthropoda, Insecta, Hymenoptera, Formicidae. Gene Ontology annotation, molecular function: ATP binding; protein serine/threonine kinase activity.